Anarrhichthys ocellatus (wolf-eel) is the source of this 4213-nucleotide messenger RNA. It is a transcript of the gene eml2, whose product is annotated as EMAP like 2. The record is from RefSeq and is a predicted model, not a curated record. Lineage: Eukaryota; Metazoa; Chordata; Actinopteri; Perciformes; Anarhichadidae. Gene Ontology annotation, molecular function: microtubule binding. The transcript has 22 exons. Gene Ontology annotation, biological process: microtubule cytoskeleton organization. Gene Ontology annotation, cellular component: mitotic spindle. Bases 198 to 2651 code for a protein of 817 amino acids.
GCGGGAGAGAGUCGUGGUGGUGGGAGCAGGAGAGCAGGUAAAGGUGCAUGUGUCUGUCCGUUUAUGAACGAGGAGGAGACGGGAAGGGGUGACGGCGCGAAGAAGAGACGGAGAGGGGACGAGGAAAAGGAGGACAAAGGAGCCGACGGAGAGGAGGACAGAGCCGGGACGAAGGAAGGAAAAAGAAGGAGAAGGGGAUGUCGGAGAGGAUCGCUUCGUGCGGGAGCCUGUAUGACAGCACCAACCUGCUGCUACAGUACUGCAACAACGAUGACACGGUGUCGGCCGGCAGCAACAUGGACAUGGAGGACCGGGUUUCCCACCUGGAGCAGAAGCUGCAGCUGCAGGAGGACGAGAUACAGCUGUUGAAGGCCGCCCUGGCUGACGCCUUGCGCCGCCUGGGCUGCUGCGAGGAGCAGAGCCGGGGGGGGCAGCCCGGAGGUGGCCACUCCGCCGGGAGGAGACCUCUGGCCACCACAGUGUCGGCAGCACCUACCAAGGGUAAGAAAGUGCGUCAGCUCCUGCAGGCUCUUCCCUCCAGGCCUCUGAGUAACGGCUACGUUCAGCAGAAACGCCUCCUCUCCUCCCCUUCCUCUCCUAAAAAGGAGGUGCUACAGUCCAAGAGGAAGAGCAUGUCCACAGAGCGUCUCACCCUGGUGAGGAGAGAGUUGGGAGCGGAGAGUCUCAGUCGAACCACCUCCUCCAGCAGCUCCUCCGGAGGCAAAAGCAAAUCCAAAGAAUGCACCUUCAAUGCAGAGGACGGCUACGUGCGGAUGUUCCUCCGAGGACGUCCCGUCACCAUGCACAUCCCCGAUCAGCAGAGGGAGAGCUACAGCCUCGACCACAAGGUGGCGCAACCUGACCGCAAGUUCAAGCUGCAGUGGGUGUACGGCUACCGCGGACGUGACUGUCGCUCCAACCUCUACCUGCUGCCCACAGGAGAGAUCGUCUACUUCAACGCCUCUGUGGUGGUGCUGUACAACACCGAGGAGCAGCAGCAGAGACACUACCUGGGCCACAACGACGAUGUCAAAUGCCUGAGUGUGCAUCCUGACAUGGUUACCAUAGCAACGGGGCAAGUGGCUGGAAACUCCAAUGGAAAGCUGCUGGCGCCUCAUGUUCGUGUGUGGGACUCUGUGAGCCUCAACACGCUCCAUGUGAUCGGGAUGGGAGUGUUCGACAGAGCGGUUAGCUGUGUGGCUUUCUCCAAGUCGAACGGCGGCACCUUCCUCUGCGCUGUGGACGAUGCCAACGAUCACAUGCUCUCGGUCUGGAACUGGCAGAAGGAGAAGCAGCUGGCUGAUGUCAAGUGCUCCAAUGACUCUGUGCUGGCCGCUGUGUUUCAUCCCAUGGAUGCCAACCUGAUUGUCACCUGUGGAAAAUCUCACAUCAACUUCUGGACCAUUGAGGGCAACACUCUGACCAAGAGACAGGGCGUGUUCGAGAAACAUGAGAAGCCAAAGUACGUGCUGUGUGUUGCGUUCGCUGAGAACGGAGACGCCAUCACAGGAGACUCCAGUGGAAACAUCUACGUCUGGGCCAAAGGCGGUAGCCGCAUCAGCCAGGUGGUGUCGGGGGCCCACGAGGGCGGGAUUUUCUCCGUUUGCGUCCUGAAAGAUGGCACCAUGGUCUCCGGAGGAGGGAAGGACCGCAAGGUGGUGCUGUGGGACCACGCCUACAGAAAAAAGGGCGAGAUGGAGGUGGGCGAGCCACUCGGUCCUGUAAGGGCGCUGGCCGAAGGUAAACCAGGAGAGCUCUUCGUAGGAACCACCAAGAAUGCCAUCAUCAGAGCCGCCUUCCCCGAUACAUUAACUCCGAUUGUACAGGGUCACACAGAUGAGCUGUGGGGUCUGGAUGUCCAUCCUACCAUGGAGCAGUUUGUCACCUGCUCCCAGGACAGACAGGUUCACCUCUGGGACACCAACUCCCAUCAGCCCCUCUGGAGCAAGACCAUCGAGGAUCCAGGCAGGUCUGCAGGUUUCCAUCCCAGCGGUGCUGUUCUGGCUGUGGGGACCAUGACUGGAAGAUGGUUGGUGCUGGACACUGACACCCAGGAUCUCGUUUCUAUGCACACAGACGGCAAUGAGAUCAUUUCCAACAUCAAGUACUCUCCAGACGGUAACUUCCUGGCUGUCGCUUCUCACGACAACUUUGUUUACAUCUACGCUGUGACGGAGAACGGCCGAAAGUACAGCCGCGCAGGGAAAUGCACUGGCCACUCGAGCUUCGUCACCCAUCUGGACUGGUCGGCAGACAGCCAGCACCUCGUCACCAACUCAGGAGACUACGAGAUCCUCUUCUGGGAGGCAUCCAGUGGUAAACAUGUGACCAGCAUGGACACAGUGCGCAACCAGGAGUGGGCCACUUCCACCUGCACUCUGAGCUUCAACACCUUCGGAGUCUGGCCGGAGGGAGCAGACGGCACUGACAUCAACGCCGUGUGCAGGUCACAUGACGGAUCCCUGCUGGCCUCCGCCGAUGACUUUGGCAAAGUGCACUUGUUCUCCUUCCCCUGCUCUCAAUCAAGGGCUCCGAGCCACGAGUGCUGCGGCCACAGCAGUCACGUGACCAACGUUGCCUUCCUGCACGACGACAGUCACCUGAUCUCCACUGGCGGGAAAGAUGCCAGCAUCCUGCAGUGGGGGGUCUAGGUGAUUGCUAUCUGCCAACAUCUCCAAUCCCCCCUCCCCAACAGGUGGGGGGGGGGGGGACCAGCACCCUGCCACCCUCUUCACUGUUCUAUCCUCCUGCACCACCAGGGGGCAGUAUGUCCACUGUGCCUGCUGGAAAUAAUAAUGAAAAAUGAAAUAAACACACACAACUUGACCCACAGAUGUCACACCGGAUGAGAUGUAUAAUUGUAAAAGAUGGAAUGUUAUUGAGUGUCCUGCUGUUUUGUAAUAGAAUGUAGAGAAAAUGACUUGUUGCCAUGCAGGAAGUGAAUCCUAUCUGUUGUCCCCCCCAAAAAAAUAUCAACUACUGCAACACCAACCCAGCUGUAAGGUGCUGGUGGUGACCACACAGUGAACCUGUCAUCUAGCGUUGGUACUAACUGUGCCUAAACUGUAUUCAUCUUAAUCCCCUGUAACAGGAAAUCCACCCAUUUUAAAGGAACAAGUGUGUGAUUACAUGUACACUUUACAGUUUAGUUGAAUGCAUGCUCCAUUGUCAGGGUUGUAUUUAUAUUUUAGGGGUUUAAUAUUAGGGUAUUACUCCUAGUGUACUGAGCAUUCACAAAAUAUGAAAAUCAGUUUGCAGACUCCUUAAACUUGCUUCAGGUGGAUGUAGGACAAACUUCAAACCAGUCGGACUGCAAAUAAAUCAAUUUGAUGUUCACUUUCAAAAUAUUUUUGGAUAGAUUUUCAAACACCAAAAUGCAUGGAAGUCAAAGGAAAUACACUUCUAUAUCUAUAAAAUAACAGCUCGGUUUGCAGAAUGGUGAUGUAAAGUGUACAUGAUUUGAAAUAACGGGGUCAAAACGUGUGAAAUCACUUCGCCCCUUUGAUGAAUUCACGUAAUUUCUGCACCGUUUGUGGGUGAGUGCGAUGGAUCCUUGUGAGCGUGUACCACUCUCUCCUGAAGCCAAAUCUCAGAUAAAACCCUCGGAUGCAACGAACGUUCAACAGACUGUAGCCUCAAUGGGUGUGAUAUUCUAAAGACAUCAGCUUCUAUAGCUUUAAGAAAGAGCGACACAUGCUGCGAAGAACUAAUUAGCAUGUCCUGCGGUUAAGGAAGAUUGUAUUAGGGUUCUUAAAAUGGGUGGUAUUCCCCUUUAAAACUCUUACUAUAACCCCAUUGCCUUGUCGUCUUAUAUAUUUCCAUCCCCUGAUUUCUAAACCCUUAAGGUGAAGACUGUAAGUAUUACAGAUUGUAAAAGGUACAAAGUGCCCCCCCACCCCAGGGCUGCUGUGUUUCUGAUUGUACUACAUCACUGUCACUAGAUGGCGCUACAAUGCAAGAUAAUGAGCAUGACCGAGGCUGUCCUCCUCCUGUAGGUGCUGUUAAAGUCGCAAAAGGUCUAUAGAGUAAAUUUAUAUAUUAUGCAGUGUAUCCGAGUGGCUGAGUUAUUUUAAUAUUUAACUAACAAUGACGGAUGUUAUUCUUUUGGCACUUUUAGCGAUGGACAGAAGGGUAACGUAGGCUGCUGUGCUGUGAGCUUGAGCUGUGCUUUGCUGCCUUCUGUUUUGUUAAUAAAGUUUUUAACCAAGCACUA